CGGAAAUUGAAGUAGAAAAUGUCACAUAUCAAAUCUGUUGGAAUAUUGACUUAAAUUAAGGGUUUGGAGACUAUUGGAUCGCCUAAUCGUUUUAUAUAUAGAAAUUCGGAGGCCAGGUUACUAGGGAGAUGUCAGAGCUCCAGGCAACCGUUGAAUUCUCCGUGGAGCUGGGCAAGUUCUACAAUGUGGACCUGUUCCAAAGAGGGUAUUACCAGAUAAGAACCUCAUUAAAGACACCACCUAAAUCCCCCAUCAAGGUAGAAGUAAGCCAACCAAGGAAUUCAGAAUGCAAACUUGUCUUCCCAGCAUGCAUCAUCAAUGGUGUAGCCGUGAGCAAAACUUUCCAGAUUCUAUACAGAAACGAAGAUGUCACCGUAAACGAUGUUAUCAUGUUCAAAGUACAUAUGCUGGUAGAUGCUAAUGAGAUUGAGAAAAGUAUAAUGAGAGCUGAACUACUGCUAUCUGUGGAUCUCUGGUUUACGGAUGAAGAGUUUGGGCUGGACCAGCAGGACAAGUUGCAAUGUAUCAGCCAGAGAACCAUCAAGCUUCACUUCUCUCCAAGGAAAGGUCUGCACCAUCAUGUCCAGGUGUUAUUUGAUUACUUCCAUCUGUGCUGUAUCUGUGUCACCAUUCAUGGUACUCUUGUUGCUCUGCAUCAGCCUUAUAUCAGCAAUGAUUUAUGGAAGCCAAAAGAAGUUCCAAAGCAACCAAAGUCUGCCUGGGCCAACAAGGCAGAGAAUUCAACGCUUGAAUCUGUUCUUUUUGGAAACAAAGCUACAUCAGCUGGGACUACAUUUUCGCGACUCCAAUAUGCAUACAAGAUACACAGGAAUGUCUGUCACAUGCUGUUGUCAGCCUAUGAGAGUUUACAAACAUCCUAUGCAACACUCAUUGAAAAAUUACCUAAAAGACAGCAAAUUAAGCUUGCGCAUGUAGACUGCCAUGCUAAAUUAGAGAUGAUGUCAGAAUUAAUACAGAGGCACAAUACAGAUGAAGAUGUACUCCAGACUGCAACCAGUGAUACAUCAACAUUGUGUGCUGAGAAUGUGAUAUUGUGGUCCCAAUACCUUGAGAUUCUCUCCCUUAAUGAUUGCAUCGCUAAACAGCUUGCUUCAGAGCAUCACACUCAAAGAAUAAAGCGAUUUUCAGAAUCGUUUUUUACGCUAGAAACCUCAAAACACCAGAUGUUGGCAUGCUUUGAACCAAGUGUACAUGGCCAUACAGACUUAGCUGCCAUUGUUAAGGCAUCAGACUAUUUCCAAAAUUUACCGCCUCUUAUAGCUGAGUGCGAGGAACUAGAUGGAGAUUCAGAAACUCUGCCAGUCAUAUUUGAGGAUAUUUAUACGGACCUCACAUCAAAUGCAAUAAUAGUGUCCACCAGCGAUACAGAAAUUGGCAAUUCCAAAGUACGAUCAGAUAGCAUGAAAUCAGAUAGGACGCAGAAAUCCACAGACAGUUCUAAUUCGAUUGGCACCAAUUCAUCAAGCCCAAAAUCACAUCGAAAAUCCAAAGCAAAGAAAAAAUUUAUCAAAAAUAUGAAACCAGAAACAUUAAAAAGGCCGUCAUAUUCAUGUACCGAAGCUGAAAACCGAUACAAGCCAGAUAAAAAGGAUGUGAAUUUGGUUGGCUAUCGUAAACUCAAAUCAGAUGAUGAUAUUGUACCAGCCAUGGCUGAGAAUCCUAUCCAAUUAGGUACAUUAGUGCAAGAAAAACCAAAUGUAGGAUUGUUUAAAAGACCAUCGGAUCCUACGCCUCAUCGUAAUGUGGAAAAAUCGUUAUCUGCAACAAUUUUACAAGCAAGGACUUCUUUAGCAAUUCACAGUGAAUCCAUGCCAGAGUUAUCGGCAAAUGUUCCAAAACAUGCUAUAAGAUCCGAAUAUGCAAUGGCCAUGGAGAAUCCCUUCAGUACAUCUGACUCUUACCUAGUAUCAGAUGAUAGCAUUAUCGGAGUUAAAAAAUCUGACUUUACAGGCACACAAUCCACUCAGUCUAGUCCAGGGGGCCCCACACAUAGAAAACAAUGUGAUAUUACAAUGCAUUCUAGCCCCUCACGGUCCAGCACCCGUAGCAUUGAUUCAAGGACUAGUGAUGUCACAAAAAAUACUGAUAAUAAUGAGAAAAGUGCAUAUUCGCAUCUAGCUGAUGAUAUAACCAAAGCCUUAGCAGAGACUGAUUCAGAUGAUCAUUUAACAUAUGAUGAUGUCACAGAUAAUCACAGGUACGCUAGUCAUAGUACGUUCACCUCAGGGAUCGUUAGUGAUGAGCAAUCUAGUAGAGAGACACUCCCGGGAGAUAGCACUCAGAUGACGCCUGAUGUGAUAACAGGUAAUUCAUCCAACCCUAACCCCCAGGCAGAUGCCAUCGCUCAUGUCACACCCACCCACUCAAGUACUGAAGACACGGGGGAAAAUAUGACAAUAUUUGAACUGCUUAAAGAUGAAUAUGAACGAUCAAAAUCAACAAAGAAAAAAAGUCCAAGCCCUAGUGCUGAUUCGCAGAGCUCAAAAUCAUCCCUAUCCAAUGGAGAAAUGUACAAUGUCCCUAAUGGCUUCGACGGUCCUGUAGUAAUGAGACAUAAGAGUAGACUAGACCCAAGGGGUAGUCAACCUAUUAUCACCCAGCCCCAGACCAGGGUCCCAGGGGGGUCACGUAUGCACCAUUCCAAGUCCACACCUGAGCUAGGGGCACUGGCUGACUACAGGAAGAGACAGAGACUGGUGUCAGUUGUAGGAGAUAAAACCAUCAAUUUCAUAACUGCCAAGGAGGAGCUUCGCAAUACACUUCAAUAUGGGGGUCACUUUUACAGUGAUUUCCCCAGUGUGGCAUCAACAUUGCCAUACCUUUGGCCAGCAGAGUCCCAGCAGAGCAAGGAUGAUGGGGUACAUCUCAUUGUAUGUGUCCAUGGCCUAGAUGGGAACUCCCAGGACCUAAGAUUGAUCAGGACAUACCUUGAGAUGACCCUACCAGGAGAAAGGAUCGACUUUCUGAUGUCCGAGAAAAAUCAGCCAGAUACAUUUUCUGACUUUGACACAAUGACUGACAAACUUGUGUCUGAGAUACUCUACUAUAUCGACAUGUAUGGAAUCAACCCUACUAGGUUAAGUUUUGUUGGUCAUUCUCUUGGGAACAUCAUCAUCAGAUCUGCUCUGUCUAAGCCUCAGCUAGCCCACCUUGUGCCUCGUCUCUACACGUAUCUCUCCCUUUCUGGACCUCAUCUUGGCAAUCUCUAUAACAACAGUGGACUCGUCAAUAUGGGAAUGUGGUUUAUGCAGAAGUGGAAAAAAUCUGGUUCCUUGCUCCAACUUUCAUUGAAAGAUCACUCAGACAUCAGACAAUCCUUCCUCUAUAAACUCAGUCUCAAGCCAGGUCUGGAAUACUUCAAGCAUGUUCUCCUCGUAGGGUCAACUCAGGAUCGUUAUGUGCCGUUCCACUCUACACGCAUAGAACUGUGUCGCUCAGCUAUCAAAGAUAACUCAGUAUUUGGGGCUGUAUAUUCAGAGAUGGUCACGAAUAUCCUCCAACCAAUACUAAUGCAGCCAGAUUGCAAACUCAUCCGUUACGAUGUUUUCCACGCUCUGCCAAAUACUGCAAACAGCUUGAUAGGACGAGCGGCGCAUAUCGCUGUCUUAGAUUCAGAAAUAUUCAUUGAGAAAUUCAUCACUGUAUGUGGGCUCAAGUACUUCAGAUAAUACUUAGUGUCUUGGAUAUGUUAUACCAGAAAGUCUUUCAAUUGUAUAUAUUAUAUGAGAUUACUGUCAUGCAUCAGCUGAAAGGACAUCUAUAUAUUCGGAUGUAGAUAUUUUCAAAGUCUAGAACACAUUGAGAUUAAUACAUAGAUCUUGAUAUGUUUUUAUGACACGUUGACUGUUUAUCUUUGUUACUUAGAGACAAACUUCGAUAUAUCUCAUGAUAUGGGGCCAGUCUUUAGAUUUAAAGAAAAUUACAGAAUCAAAUAUUUAGAUAAUAAAUUUAAUGUUUGCUUUUGGAAAGACAAUAAUACCCUGGAUCUGGUUGUUAAAUAUGAAGUGCUUUUAUUUCAUUGAUGAUUGUAAAAGUAUUCUUGUGACAGUUGUCGAGUGUGUUUUAAAUGUACCGGUCCACCUCUUUACAAUAUACUGUAUAAGUGGUAUUUAAUCUGAGUGGUUAAUUUGCGGAAUGCUCAAAUUUUAUCACUUUCCUAAUUCUAAUUUUCCUAAUGACAAGAAAAACUUUCUAUUGGAUAACAUAACAUUAUGAAGACAAUAUUUCCGACAUUUAAUUUUCCGAGCCUGGCAAAAAUUAGGCAAUAGGCAAAUUAAAUGAUCAG
Molecule: messenger RNA, 4306 nt
Organism: Owenia fusiformis
Lineage: Eukaryota; Metazoa; Annelida; Polychaeta; Sabellida; Oweniidae
Source: the annotation of a GenBank genome assembly